Molecule: messenger RNA, 1209 nt
Organism: Poecilia latipinna (sailfin molly)
Lineage: Eukaryota; Metazoa; Chordata; Actinopteri; Cyprinodontiformes; Poeciliidae
Exons: 2
Coding region: 170-1051 (293 amino acids)
Source: RefSeq, a predicted model, not a curated record
UUUAGAGAAACCGUCUCCUGAGAGGAGGAGUUUUCCCACCGUCUCUCGGCUCCCAGCAGGUUUAUAAAGACCAGGUGAGCAGCUCAGGUACAGCAGCUCAGGUACAGCAGCCUUCAGCCGCCCAGAAGAUCCAACCAGCUAAUCAAUCACCUGCCUACAGGAGCCAAAGAUGACGCAGUACAUCACUGACAUCAAUGUUUCUGUGACCCACAAUGAGGAGCUCAAGUUACGUAAAAGUGGCUUCACCCAACUUCCUGUUAAUCUGAACUCAGGAACAGGAGGAAACACAAUCUAUCUCUGGUACAAAACCGGUACCUGUGGAGCGAUCACCAGGAUCCAGUUUUCCUUCACUAAUGCGAUGAAACAAGGUCUGAUUGAUGAAGGGUACUACCAGGUUGAAAAUAAUCUCAACACAGGAACCUGUGGCAGCCCCAUCUACCUGUGGUACAUGAAAGGUUCUUCUCCAUAUGAUGUCCCAAUCGUGGAGCUGGACCUGACCACUAAUGCAGAAGAGGACGCCAAGAAGUCCCAGCCUCUGUGGGAGAGGUCAGCCUGCGACCUGAACCGUGGAGCUAGAGGAGAUUGGCUCUACCUGUGGAUGAAGAGGGAGCAUCAAACCUACAUCUGUGACAUCCAGGCCACCAACAAUCCUUCUUCAGAUGCCAACUUGUUCCGUCAAGGUUACACCCGAAUAGAUGAAGACACCAACAGAAGUGCAGGUGGGCCUUACGUCUUCAUCUGGUACCGACAGAGCACCGAUGAGAAUAAGGCCAUCAGAGAUCUGCAGGUCUCCAUUGAUCAGGCGUCCGAAAGGAGCUAUGAGAACCAACUCUACGAGCAAGUGAAAAUAAACCUGAAUGAGGGAACCAAAGGAACCCCGGUGUACCUGUGGUACAAGAAGACGGACUGCAGCAAAGAUCCCAUCAAGCUGCUCACCCUGAUCUUCAACAUGGCCUCAACAACCACCUAUGAGAACGCCGGCAUCAACGUCAUUGAGAAAAACCUCAACACUAAUAAUUCAGGCAUGAAAGAGUUUGUGUGUUAUAAGUAGAGGGUCCUGAUUAUUCUGAGCAUGCUCAGUGAGAGCAAAUAUCCCUCUAUUCUGAUCAUAUCUUCAUCAUAUCCAGCUGUUAUCUUCUGCAAAAUGAUUUGCUACCUGAAACUUUCUCUGAAUUUCAUACUGUCUUAAUAAAGUUGAGCAUCUGAUCA